AUGGUAAAUCAGCUUCUUGAUGGCCAAUGGUUGCGGAGUGAUGGGACCACCUUUGACUACACCAACUGGUACACUACAGAACCUAACAACAAUGGUGGUCCAGAGAACUGCUUGGAGAUAAACUGGGCCACUGAAAAGUGCCACUUUGGAUGGACCCCUUUUGGCAAGAAAUGCUACAAGUUCUUCCCUUCGCAAGUUGACUGGAUCACAGCAGAGAAAAGCUGUCAGAGACUUAAUUCGAAUCUCGCAUCUGUGCAAAGUCAAGUGGAAAAUGAAUUUCUGCUCGAUCUGGUGCCUGUUUCUGCACGUUGUUGGGUUGGUGGUCAUGAUGGGGUAAAAGAUGGAAAAUGGUUGUGGAGUGAUGGGACCACCUUUGACUAUACCAACUGGUGCUCUGCAGAACCUAGUGGCAAUACUGAGAACUGCUUGGAGAUAAACUGGACCACUAAACGUUGCUGGAAUGAUGAGAACUUUUCGACUUCAAUGGGCUAUAUUUGUGCUAAAGGCAUGUGA
Molecule: messenger RNA, 513 nt
Organism: Myxocyprinus asiaticus (Chinese sucker)
Lineage: Eukaryota; Metazoa; Chordata; Actinopteri; Cypriniformes; Catostomidae
Product: ladderlectin-like
Exons: 6
Coding region: 1-513 (170 amino acids)
Molecular function (GO): signaling receptor activity
Source: RefSeq, a predicted model, not a curated record